AUGUCAACAUCUAAAGUGAAUCCUAAUAGUCAACAUCGAGAUGUUCAACAACGAAAUCAUUCAUCUAAACGAACAAUGAUAAAUAAUAUUAAUCCAUUAUUAGAUAAUUAUAAUAAUAAUACUGCUGCUGCUGCUGUAACUGAUACAGUUUUACAACAAUCAAGAAUUCAUCAUAUAACAAGAUCAAUGAAACAAAAAGAUAAAUGUGAAACUACAAAUAUAUCAAGAUCAAAACCUGAAAGUGGAAGCGAAGAAAUUUAUACAACUCCAUUGAAUAAUGAACAUACAAAACUAUCUUCUUGUAUUCAUCAAAAACAACGAAUAAGACAAAGAAUAGGUGAUUAUAUUGGACAAGAUGCUGAUGAAGAAUCUACUGCUAUUUGUACUAAUAUGAAAAGAAAUAAAGAAUCAAAUGAAUAUAUACAUCGAUUAUCAACAUCAAUUAAUAAUUCUGCUAAUCAUCUUCAACAACAAGGUAUGGGUGAUCAUUAUCAUACAAAUUCAAAACAACAAAGAAAUAGAAGUAAAACAACAACAACAGCAGCAUUAAAUCGAAAAUAUCAUCGAUUAAUUGAACAAGACGAUCUUGAAAUAGCAUUAAAUGAAAGAAAUGCAUAUCAAUGGCGAAUAAUUAUGUAUAUACUCAUUCUAUUAAUCUUAGGUUUUGUUAUCUAUCGAUUCUUACUUGCUCUAUGGCCUAAACCAAAACAAACACUUUUGAAACAACUAAUACAUGAUUUAUCUACUUUUUUUACACCUUAA
Molecule: messenger RNA, 762 nt
Organism: Adineta steineri
Lineage: Eukaryota; Metazoa; Rotifera; Eurotatoria; Adinetida; Adinetidae
Source: the annotation of a GenBank genome assembly